Molecule: messenger RNA, 1008 nt
Organism: Clupea harengus (Atlantic herring)
Lineage: Eukaryota; Metazoa; Chordata; Actinopteri; Clupeiformes; Clupeidae
Cellular component (GO): plasma membrane
Molecular function (GO): transmembrane signaling receptor activity
Source: RefSeq, a predicted model, not a curated record
UAGGACAGAAAAACACAGCUACUGUACGUGAGAAGCAUCAGUCAUCUGCCACUGAGAGCGACAGAGAGACUAAGGAUGGUGUCUACUCUCUGCGUGAAGGUCUUCUUGCUUUGCGUUUUCUGGACAGUCACAGACGGAGCGUCUUCCACUGCGGUGACGGGCCGCACAGGAGGAAGCGUCCGCAUCAGGUGUGAAUACGACCAGCGCUACGACAACCACAUCAAGUACUUCUGCAAGGGCGUGGCCCCCGGCUGUGUGGAUGUGAUCUGGACGGACAGCAAACAGAAGCAGGGAAGGUACUCGCUGUUGGACAAUGGCGUGAGCUUCUUCCUGGUCACCAUUGCCCAGCUGAGUGAUGCGGAUGAGGGGGUGUACCAGUGCGCCGUGGACAUCCCUUGGGCAGUGGAUAAAUACACGGAGGUCUACAUAAAAGUGACUGACGGCCAUUCCACCAUCUCUCCAACUUCACACCCAGCUCCAUCUGUGGCCACCGCACCUCACCCAGAAGCUUCCUCGUCAAUGCCUGUGGUUUUCCCAGCGAGUGCUGCACCAGCGUCCUCAGGACCCACAGGUUCCGCAGCAAGUUCCACAGGGUUCUACCCAGUCACUGCAGUGCGUGGGAGAACGGGGCCAAAAGAAGGUUCUAGUGGAUUUGUCCAUUUCCAUCAAGUGCUGUCAGCCAUUGUGGCUCUGCUGGUCGUGCUGAUGGUGGCCAUAAUAAUACUAAUCAUACUACUGUGUGUGAAGAGGGACAAGUCAGCAGAUUCAAUAAACCUCCCUGCAUCUAUGGAGGCAACAAGUGUCAGCCCAUAAACACAGCUUUGCAGGGAUCUGAUGAGGAAGCAUGAGGAGUUUUAGAGGACUCAUCCCAGCACAGGUGACCACCUGACCAGCAGAGCACAAGGACCAGACCACCAAAAUCUUUUAGUACCAGUGAUGCUUAUUAACUCAAUUCAAAGAUGGUUGGCAUUGACAAUUGAAAAAUUAAAGCUUGACAUACCGGAAAAA